This is a messenger RNA of Sebastes umbrosus (honeycomb rockfish), 4070 nucleotides long. Its product is annotated as GTPase IMAP family member 8-like. The transcript is spliced from 4 exons. The record is from RefSeq and is a predicted model, not a curated record. NCBI's taxonomy places the organism in Eukaryota, Metazoa, Chordata, Actinopteri, Perciformes, Sebastidae. Gene Ontology annotation, molecular function: GTP binding. Bases 231 to 2681 code for a protein of 816 amino acids.
GCUGAAUAUUCAGGACUGGUAAUUAGCUGGACCAGAAUCAAUGUUUACCAAAAGUAACCACAUCGACUGAGCUGAAAAGAAUAUGUUCUUUCUUGCAAUAUACAGUACUUUCAAAAAUCCAUGAUGGGAGACCGUCAAUCAGGAUAACAGUAACAGCCACCUCAGGUUCCCAAACCCAGCAGUUGGUUUCCAGUUGAAUUAGUCUCUGAUGUUACCAUCUGAGUGAUAUCAUGGGGACUGCAGCAACAGUGCCGGAUGAUCUGCAACCUGUGAAGCGGAGCAGCAGCUUCACAUGGCUGCCACCUCACAUGUCUGGGCUGAGGGUUGUUCUGCUGGGGAGCAGCUGGUCUGAGAGGAGUUCAGUGGGGAACUUCAUACUGGGAAAGACUUUGUUCGAUACUGAGAAAGAACCGGACUGCUCUCAGAGAGUCAGUAGACAGUUCAAGGAGAAAGAAAUAGUUGUCAUCAACACUCCAGAUCUGAUGCUUCCUGACAUCCCCCUAAAACAACUGACACAACAUGUAGAAAACUGUGUGAGUCCCUCUGAUCCUGAACCUCGUGUGUUCCUGCUGGUUCUGCAGCCUGAAGACUUCACUGAGGAACACAAACUGAAGCUCUGCAAAGUCCUUCACCUCUUCGGUGAUCAAUCAUUUGAUCGUUCAUUGAUACUGAUAUCAACACCCAAAGAGGAGAGUCCAACUUUCAUGGGCAAACCAGACCAGCCCUUAAAAGACAUGAUGACAAUGUGUAGAAACAGAUACUUGUACCAGAAUAACCUUGAACUUUCAGAGCUGUUAACACGUUUGGGUCAAACUGCAAAGGAGAACAAUGGAGAUCAUGUGAGCAGUGAUGUGUUUAAGGAUGAGGAUGCAGGUUUGAUCAUGACACUUAAGUCUGGACACGUCAAACCAUCUUUGAAGCUGGUUCUGUGUGGGAGGAGAGGAGCAGGGAAGACUUCAGCAGCCAAGGCCAUUUUAGGUCAGACAGAGCUUCAUUCAGUCUCCAGCUCAUCAGAGUGUGUUAAACAUCAGGGAGAGGUGUGUGGAAAUCUGGUUUCCCUGGUGGAGCUUCCUGCCUUGUAUGGAAAACCUGAGGAGGAAGUGAUGGAGGAAUCAUUCAGGUGUAUCUCCCUCUGUGAUCCUGAAGGCGUCCAUGCCUUCAUCCUGGUCCUACCUGUGGGUUCUCUUACUGAUGAAGACAAGGGAGAGUUAAAGACCAUCCAGAACACAUUCAGCUCUCCAGUCAAUGACUUCACCAUGAUUCUGUUCACUGUGGAGACAGAUCCUACAGAUCCAGAUGUUGUUCAGUUUAUAAAGAAAAAUAAUGGCAUCCAGGAGCUCUGUCAAAGCUGUGGAGGAAGAAAUGUUGUUCUCAACAUCAAGGACAAACAGCAGAUCCCAGAGCUGUUGGAUGCUGUUGAAAAGAUGAGAGGUGAAAGAUCCAGAUGCUUCACAAUGAAGAUGUUUACCACGGCUCAGAAGGAGAAGGUUUCAAGGCUUAGAGCUGAACUGCAGGAUGUGAAACAGAGAAGUGAGAUGGGAGGAGCUGAUGAAAAUCAGAGUAGAGAGUGUCUCAGGAUGGUGCUGAUUGGAAAGAUUGGUGCCGGCAAGAGUUCAACAGCAAACACCAUUUUAGACAAAAAGCAUUUCAAACCCAGAAUCACCCCGAAGCCGGCGACCAAGUCUUGUGAGAAAGCAACAGGAGAGAUUGAUGGACGGCCUGUUGUCGUCGUCAACACCCCCGGCUUGUUCGACACAACUGUCUCUGAAAUUCAACAGGAGAUUAAAAGGUGCAUGAGCAUGUUGUCUCCUGGACCUCAUGUGUUCUUACUGGUGCUGCAGAUUGGGAACUUUACACCAGAGGAAAAAGACUCCGUGGAACUGAUCCAGAAAUAUUUUGGCAAGAAGUCUAGAGAUUUCAUCAUCAUUAUAUUCACCAGAGCAGAUGAACUGGAAGAUCAGCCAUUUGAGAGUUAUAUCAAAGAUUGUGAUGGCUUUGUCAAACAACUCAUAAAUGACUGUGGAGGAAGAUACCAGCUCUUCAAUAACAAAGAUGACACAAACCGCACACAAGUCACAGAGCUGCUGCUCAAUGUUGAGGCCAUGAUGAAGAAAAAUGGUGGCUGCUACGAUACUGAGAUGUUUGACGACAGAGAGGGAUACACACAGAUACAGAUUUUGAAAGAGAAGGAAGAGGACCUCCAGAGAAAAUAUCAAGAAGAAUUGAAAACACUGAGAGGCAAAAUCAAAGAAGAGGAGAGAAAACUGAGAGCAAAACAGCUGCAGGAGAAAGAGGAAUGCAUCAAAAAGGAAUGUGAGGAGAGAAAGAAAGAACGGGAGGAAGAGGAAAGAAGACGGAAAAAACAAGAGGACACUAUGCGACAGGAAUGGAGAAGAAAACUGGAAGCUUCGGAGAAAAUAGUUCAAUCAGAAAGAGAAAAUGCUGCAAAGAAGUUGGAGCAGUUUAGAAAAGAGAUGAAGAGAGAGCGAGACGCCUGGAAUAAGGAAAGGAAGGACAUCUGUGAACGAAUGCGUAAAGAGAAUAAACAGAGUCUGGAAAAGGGGAAACCGGGCUUCAGAAAGCUCCGAGAAGAGUACAACCAUAAGACAAGAAAGUUGACAUGUUGUGUUGGGCUGAUGUUGUUUGUAUUAUAUCUAUUAUGUUAUAUAUUUCUGCGUUAGGCAUACACACACACUACAGACAGCACAAAGACAAAAGAACACACAUGAAGAGUUUUACUACUUGCUAGGCUGAUAAAGGGUUUACAUUUAUGGACUUUACAGAUGAAUGUCUACAUCUUCAGUUCACAAUCGUGGCAGGAAGUGAAGCUGUAAACCAAUUCAAAAACACAUCAGGACACAGACACAUUAGAAAGAGUUGGUCUAAUAUCUAAUUUCCAAAGCUUAAGAGCAGUGUUUAGCAAGUUACUUAAAAAUGUAAUCAAUUAAUAAUUACUUCAUUAUUGAAAAAGUAAGUUCAUUACUUUACUAAUUACUCAACAGCAGAAGUAGUUACAUAACAUGUUAUAUUACUUCACGUUACUCAGCCAACUGUAAUGUAAUUGCUUGAUUUUUGGAUUUUUGGAAAUUGGAAUCUCAUAUACUACUCACUGAACAUGUAUUAUUUCUAUUGAAAAUGUAAAGGUUUAGAAAAGUAUUUGAUGAUUCUUGUGAUUUCUCCAAAUCAGCUGUCCUUUUAAACUACUGAGUUUCUUAAAGUGGAAGUGAAGCUUCCAACCAAGUUAAGCUUGUAUUGUAUUGUUCCCGGAUGUAAAUAUGAGUUUUACAAUGUUAAAAAGAAGGACACUCCAUUUCAUAAACUGACGCUGAAUCGGAGAUCAGUAAGUGACUGCAGCGCUGACUAGUGACACUGAAAGAGUCCUCCGACAGGCACUGAGUCCAGCUGCCUGUCCUCUCCCCUCUCUGAUCCCCUGUCUCUGUCUCCCCAUCUCCUGUCCUCUCCCCUCUCUGAUCCCCUGUCUCGGUUUCUCCAUCUCAGACAUUGAGAGACAUUAUCGGCCUAAUGUUAACUGUGUUCUCCUUUAACUAACUACUGCUUUGUACAUACUAUGAUCAAAUGUCUCGAUGUGUAAAUGUGAAACAAUUACUUCAGAUAUACAUUUUUUUUUUUUUUAAAUGUUCACAUCCAAUUCAAGCAUUCAAAAAUUAAUCAUAGCGUUAGUUCAGCAGAGCUGAAUUUGCGAUUAUAUGGCUGAUAGGCAUCAGCUGUUUGCAGUAUGCCUCACAAUCAUUGGUUCAUUCAUUGCUCUGAGCCUUGUAAAGUCCAAUCAUAUUCAUGCAGGAGUACAGUGCGGAUAUGAUAACCUGAUAGUUGUGUUUUUUAUGUUUUCAGGACUCUGACUGUACCAGCAGAGGGAGACUUUAUUACACGAAACACUGUUUGGUAAAACAGUUUCUAUUAUCUGUUGAGUGCUAGAUAGUUUUGUUGGAAGUUGGGUCUGUCACAACCUCCACGCUUUUGGAAGAAAUUAAUAUCAGAAAAUUGAAAAUGUAAAUUGUUAAUCUUGGUAAGUGUAAUCUAACUUUAUUAAAGCAUGUCUUUUGUCCAAA